Molecule: messenger RNA, 2547 nt
Organism: Punica granatum (pomegranate)
Lineage: Eukaryota; Viridiplantae; Streptophyta; Magnoliopsida; Myrtales; Lythraceae
Source: RefSeq, a predicted model, not a curated record
AUGGAUGACUUUCACAACUUGAACUAUCAUGGAUACACUCUUGAAAUACACCAUGGCGGGUCCUUUAAGGAAGAAGGAGGAGAAUUGUUGUAUAGUGGGGGUGAGAUAUUGCGUUGGGAUAUUGACCCAGACAAAGUGUCAAUUACUCAUAUGGUGAAAGAAUUAGAAAAGAUGGGGUACAAAGGUAAUGUAGAGGUGGUCUUGUGUCGGGUCCAUGGGAAGGGGUUAAAAGAUGGAUUAUUUGAGGUUUAUAGGGACAGUUCUGUCAUUCAACUCAUAGGACAGUUAUUAGAGCACAAACAUUGCCAACUGUAUGUCAAACACAAAACCGACCCUAACCCUAACCCUAAAGCAUUUCAGCAACAUAAGGUGGCUACUGAGGAAGGUGAUGAGGCUACUGAGGGAGGUUCUUUAGGAAGGAAGGGAGUUGAUGAUGUUGUAGAUCGAGUUGCAGAAGAAAGUGAAGAGAACAAUAGUGAGAGUGAGAGUGAUUUUGCUUUCGGGGAUGUGGCUGCAGAUCUAAGUGAAGAAGAUGAUCCUGAGCUCCAAGACAUCAGAUCCCAAGUUCAAAUUACGAAGGCAAAGAGAGCAAAAAAGUUGAAGAGUUUGAGUCUACAGAAGGAUGUACAGACCAUUAUAAGGGAAGCAAGACAAGAUAAGCAAGACAACAAGGGCAAAGAGAAAGAGGGCGCUAUUGUUUCUGUUGAUACAAGAGAUGAAGGAUACUUAACUGAUUAUCCAUCUUCUAAUGAAGCUUGCAGCAUUAACUCUGGUGAAUCAAGUUCAGAGUUUGGGGAUGAAAACACAGUGAGGAAAAUGUUUGACAAUCACACUUGCAAUAUCACAUACAAGAAUAGUAGAGUGAAUAGCCAAUGGUUGGCUAGACAUUACAUGGGCACAAUCAGAUCUCUUCCAUCAAUCAAGCUAAAUGAAUUCAAAAAGCUGGUGAAGGAGCAGCUAGGUGUGGAGUUUUAUGCAGAUGAGUUGAAGAGAGCGAAUAGGGAUUCCUCUGUUAGUAUGAAGGUUGAAAGGCCAAUACCAGCUGAGCCACCUAUAUUUGAUAGAUUUUAUGUCUGCUUUGAUGCUUUAAAGACGGGAUUUGUAAAGGGGUGCAGGCAAAUAAUUGGUGUUGAUGGUUGUUUCCUGAAGACAGUGGUUAAGGGUGAACUGCUUGCUGCCAUUGGUAGGGAUGCGAACAAUCAAAUGUUUCCCAUUGCUUGGGCAGUAGUUCAAGUUGAGAGUAUAGAUACAUGGUCUUGGUUUUUGAGUCAGCUUAAGGAUGACUUAAACAUAACUGAUGGCUUGGGUUGGUCAAUCAUAUCUGAUCAACAAAAGGGGUUGGUACAAGCGGUAGCUGCGUUGUUUCCUCAUGCAGAGCAUAGAAUGUGUGCAAGACACAUUUAUGCUAAUUGGGGUGGAAGUCACAAGGGGCCAAAGAUACAAAGGCAAUUCUGGAACAUUGCUAAAUCAACCACUGAAGUCGAUUUCAAAGAAAAUAUGGAGUUACUCUAUAAAAUGUCACCCCAAGCAUAUGAGGACUUGCUGGAAAGACCAAAUCCCAAGCACUGGUGUAAGGCUUUCUUUAAUCCCAUGGUUAAGUGUGACAUUGUUGAUAAUAAUUUGUGUGAAGCUUUCAAUGGGAGAAUACUCGAAGCAAGGUGUAAAUCUAUUUAUUCGAUGUUAGAGGACAUUAGGAAGUUGGCGAUGGAAAGGAUCCCAACUCAGAGAGCAAACUGUGAGAAAUGGAUGAAAGAUUUUGGUCCUAGAAUUGAAAAGAAAUUGCAAGAAACUCUGAAAUUGAGUAGGUAUUGUCAUGUUAUUUGGAAUGGUGAAAAUGGUUAUGAGAUCGAAGCUUGGGGCACCAAGUUUGUGGUUGACAUCAAGAAUAAAUCAUGUGAUUGUAGGGCAUGGCAACUUUCUGGAAUUCCUUGUUGUCAUGCUGUCUGUGCCUUAUUACAUAAGGGUGUAGAUCCAAGUGAAUCUAUUCAUAGCUUCUACAAGAAGGAAAUGUUUUUAGAAGCUUAUGGAAAGGUGAUGGAGCCUGUGAGGGACCCCAAGUUUUGGGACCGAAUUAACAUGCAUGAACCACCAAUACCACCUAUCUUGAAGAAGAAGAAAGGCAGACCCAAGAAACUGAGAAAAAAGACAGUGUUGGAGACUACCAUUGGAAACGAUGGGGUUGAGCAAAUGUCUCGUAAAGGCUGUAUGUCGAUAUGUAGGCCUUAUUCCUAUAGUGCAACAAAUGCCAACCCAACGAAGUUCAAAGGGACAAAAAAGGCAUGCGGGAGACCUGGAACACAAUCAAGAACUAUAGAUGAAGACCAUGCUGCCUCAACUCAGUCAUCAGUUGCUCAAACAAGGCAUUUCGAUAAUAGAGAAUACAUUGUAAUGAAUCCUGGAAGUGUAGGCGAAUUAAUCGUGGCUAGGGAAGCUGAUAUGUCUAGACAGACAGUGACAGCCAACCAACUUGAAGCCCAAGCACGAAAGAAACUGACCCAGAAGAAGUCAGAGGGGAGCAAAAAGAAAGGACUGCAAAAACGUGUCUGA